Molecule: messenger RNA, 816 nt
Organism: Brassica napus (rape)
Lineage: Eukaryota; Viridiplantae; Streptophyta; Magnoliopsida; Brassicales; Brassicaceae
Exons: 3
Coding region: 1-816 (271 amino acids)
Source: RefSeq, a predicted model, not a curated record
AUGUCGAAAAUCUCAAACCUAGACUAUGCUGCCCUUAAUCUCUCCAGAGACAACUAUUUGCAAUGGGCACUUGACACAAAGAUUAACAUGAGGUCAAAGGAACUAGGUGAUACUAUCAUCAAGGGUAACAAUGAGACUGAUAAGAAUCGGUACAGGGCUAUAAGUAUUAUACGCCACCAUCUCAUUGAGGGUCUAAAAGAUCAGUACCUCACCAUGGAGAAUCCACUAGACCUUUGGACCGCUUUACAGCGUAGAUAUGAUCACCAGAAAACAGUGCUAUUACCAAAGGCUAGACAUGAGUGGAAGAAUCUCAUAUUCAUGGACUAUAAGUCUGUGGAUGAAUACAAUUCAGUAUUGUUUAAGAUAGUCUCAAUGAUGAGAUUAUGUGGUGAGGAAGUAACCGAGAAAGAGUUGCUUGAUAAAACAUUCUCCACGUUCCAUUCGACGAACGUGUUGCUGCAACAGCAUGAGAUGAGACCCAUCGGAACAUCAGCAUUACCAGAAGCCAAUGAGGCUGAAAAGAAAGAUCCCAAAGAAUGCAACCACGUCCAUGAUAAUAAGAAGUCACACGGCAAAGGCCGUAGUAGAUUCAAGGGACGUGGCCGUGAUAGCUAUGGCCGGCAAGGAAACCACAAUAAUCGUGGUCGUGGUUCCAGCCGCGGCCGAGACAAUUAUGGCCGUGGUCGAGAGAGCCUUAAGAACAAGAACCCGGAAGUCCAUAUGGUUCAUGAUACCGGGUAUGAUGUUGAUGAUGAUUCCCACCUUGAAAGGGACGACCUCUUGGAUUUUGAGACUUCUGAUUGUCUCAAAGACUAA